Molecule: messenger RNA, 1623 nt
Organism: Abrus precatorius (Indian licorice)
Lineage: Eukaryota; Viridiplantae; Streptophyta; Magnoliopsida; Fabales; Fabaceae
Product: 4-coumarate--CoA ligase-like 1
Exons: 7
Coding region: 1-1623 (540 amino acids)
Biological process (GO): fatty-acyl-CoA biosynthetic process
Molecular function (GO): long-chain fatty acid-CoA ligase activity
Source: RefSeq, a predicted model, not a curated record
AUGGAAAAUUUGGUAGCUGAGGAGGAACACAUCUUUCGUAGCCAAUACUCACCUGUCCCAGUUCCUGACAAUGUGACAUUGCCGGAAUUUGUGCUCCAAAAUGCUGAAUUAUAUGCUGACAAGGUUGCAUUUGUGGAUGCUGUGACUGGAAAAGGGAUCACUUAUAGUGAGGUGGUGAAGAGCAUACAAAGGUUUUCAAAGGCCUUAAGAUCACUUGGUCUGAGGAAGGGUCAUGUUGUGAUCGUAGUACUUCCAAAUGUAGUAGAAUAUGCAAUUAUUGCUUUGGGAAUAAUGGCUGCUGGUGGAGUGUUCUCAGGGGCAAAUCCAGCAUCACAUGCAUCAGAAAUUAAAAAACAGGCUGAUUCUGCUGAUGCCAAAUUAAUUGUCACAAAUAUCACAAACUUUGAAAAGGUGAAGGGUCUAGAGCUACCUAUUAUUGUGCUGGGAGAUGAAAUUGUGGAAGGAGCUAUGAAUUGGAACAAAUUGCUUGAAGCAGCAAACCGUGCAGGUGAUGAUUUGACAAGGGAGCCUAUUCAGCAGAAUGACCUUUGUGCCAUGCCAUUCUCAUCAGGCACCACAGGAAUGUCAAAGGGUGUGAUGCUUACUCAUAGAAAUCUAGUGGCUAAUCUUUGCUCUACACUCUUUGGUGUUGGGCCAGAAAUGGUGGGUCAGGUCACCACACUGGGCUUGAUUCCCUUCUUUCACAUUUAUGGCAUCACUGGAAUAUGUUGUGCCACUCUUAGGAGUAAAGGGAAAGUUGUGGUGAUGGGAAGGUUUGAGUUGAAAACAUUUCUCAAUGCCUUGAUCACAUAUGAGGUCAAAUUUGCACCCAUUGUGCCACCAAUCAUUCUCAGCUUGGUAAAAAAUCCCAUAGUAGAUGAAUUUGACCUCAGCAAGCUAAAACUCCAGGCCAUUAUGACUGCAGCAGCACCACUUGCCCCAGAGCUCCUUACUGCCUUUGAACACAAAUUCCCUGGUGUUGUUGUCCAAGAGGCAUAUGGACUAACUGAGCAUAGCUGCAUCACACUCACUCAUGCACAAAAAGGAUUGGUAGAUCCUCGUAAAAAUUCGGUGGGAUUCAUCCUCCCAAAUUUGGAAGUCAAGUUUGUUGAUCCUGACACUGGUCGGUCCCUCCCAAGGAACACACCCGGGGAACUCUGUGUAAGAAGCCAAUGUGUCAUGCAAGGUUACUAUAAACAGGUGGAUGAGACUGCUCAGACCAUUGACAAGAAUGGAUGGCUUCACACUGGUGACAUAGGAUUUAUAGAUGAUGAAGAAAAUGUAUUUAUUGUUGAUCGUAUCAAAGAGUUGAUUAAGUACAAAGGCUUCCAAGUUGCUCCUGCAGAGUUAGAGGCCAUUUUGCUGACACAUUCAUCGGUUGAAGAUGCAGCUGUAGUGCCAUUACCAGAUGAAGAAGCAGGGGAAAUCCCAGCUGCAAGUGUUGUUUUGAGUCCAGGUGCAAGAGAGACUGAGGAGGACAUCAUGAACUAUGUUGCUUCCAAUGCUGCACAUUACAAGAAAGUGAGAGUGGUACACUUUGUGGAAGCCAUACCAAAAUCACCUUCUGGGAAAAUAAUGAGAAGGCUUGUCAAAGAGAAGAUGCUAACAAUUGAUAAACAAUAA